UCUUCUCAUUGGCCAUGGGGACUGACCUCCUAUCACGCCUUCAAUCUGAUUUCUAGGCGCUGGGAGGUGUCUGUGAGCUGAGAGCUAUAUUCUAGCCCCCGUAACAGACUCAGCUAUUAGCAGAGAGACUUCCAAACCCUCUGCAGCCGUGUUAGCUCUGACUGAGGCUGCCUACUUUUCGUUCAGCAAACAUUUAUUAGCUUCCUGCUGUGCGCUUAGCUGGCGUCAACGUAGGGAGAAAGCACUGAGCUCCCUUUGAGGUUUUCAGUUCCAACUCCAGUCGCUUGCCAUCCAGGGCUAGAAGUUGUCUGCGCAACACUCGGUAUUUUUCUCUACCCGACUGCGCGGCUUUUCUGAGCGUUACGGCGCCCUCCUCCUGCCCCCAGCGCGGCGCAGGCGGGGACCCACCGGUUUCGCUCUGUUCGCAGCAGAGAAGGGAGGACCCUAGGGACCUGGACCUCUGCGUCUGGUCGCCCAGCCUUGUUGUGGCUUGGGCCCACAUGGAGGGGAUCGCGGAGUCCCAGACGCCUGACUUGCGAGACGUGGAGGGCAAGGUGGGCAGGAAGACCCCCGAAGGGCUGCUCCGCGGGCUUCGAGGCGAGUGGGAGAUGGGGACCUCUGGGGACCUGCUGCUCCCGGGGGCGCCCAGCACCGGCCACGGCCUGGGGGACAAGAUUAUGGCGCUGAGGAUGGAGCUGGCUUACCUUCGAGCUAUUGAUGUGAAGAUCCUGCAGCAGCUGGUGACCUUGAACGAGGGUAUUGAGGCAGUUCGUUGGCUGCUGGAGGAGCGGGGAACACUGACCAGCCAUUGUAGCAGUCUCACCAGCAGUCAGUAUAGCCUGACAGGUGGAAGCCCCGGCCGCUCAAGGUGGGGAAGUUGGGACAGCCUGCCAGAUACCAGCUCAACUGACCGGCUAGACAGUGUCUCUAUCGGCAGCUUCUUGGACACUGUGGCUCCCAGAGAGCUGGAUGAACAAAGACCCCCUGGGCCUUCCUGUCCUGAAAUUGACUGGGCCAAGGUUAUACCCAAUGAAGACAGGGCCAGGACUGAGGUGGACAUGACAUCCACCACGCUAGGGAGCUUCACAGCUACAUGGAAGCUCCCAGGAGAUGGGCUUCAAGGUGGACCACCUGAGCUAUCAGAGGAUGACGAUGCCAAGCAGGGCUUUGAGGCUCAUUGGUACUGGGGACAGUGCCAGGAUGACGUGACCUUCUUGUAAAAGCUUUUUACCUUUUUGUGCUUUGUGGCUCAUUCAAUUUUUGGCCCAAGCCUCCCUCAGUUUCCCCUCAACCUCCGACUAGACAGAAGCUAGACUGAAAUCACUUACCACAGAAAUCUGGCUUCUCUCUCUGGUCCCUGGGGAGCCUCUGCAUUUAUCCCUCAAUUAUUGGGUCCCUAGAGCUAUUUCCAUAGAGAUAUUGACUCUAGAGACCUAGUCUGUGGCUCCUGAUGUAAGGGUAUCUCCAUGCCCCUCCCUGGUAAGAUGAAGUUUUAUGAAAUCUAGGGCCUCUAGGACAUCACUGAAGAAGACAUGGGGGAAUAAUCACCUCAUCCAAAGCCUGGGAGCCUGGGAUGCCUCUUACAAAAAAAUGGAGACUUGAGUUGGGGCAUUCGGGGCCAAACUUCCAUGGAUUGGCCCUUCUAGAUGCCUUUGGAGUUGGGAAACCAACCCUUUCCUGCCUGCUGAGUGAUGUGAUUUCCUUUUAUGAUAUACCAAGAGUGCUUCCUCUGUACAGUCCCGGUUGGUGUGUGAUAGGUCUGUGUAGAGGGUAUUCCUCUGUACAGUCCCGGUUGGUGUGUGAUAGGUCUGUAUAGAGGGUAUUCGGGUCCCUGUUGUCUGCCAUUGCCUCUUACGAGAGGGAACACAUCGCUCUUCCUACAGAUGUCUGUCAUGCUUUUCUCCAGUUCUUACUUUUCAAACAUGAUGUUUUCAUUUUUUUCUCAAGGAUCUCACUUCUGUGGCUACAUCCCUGUUUGGUGCUGUAAUGAUACUCUUAUCGAGUGAGAAACUCAGAGGCCUUCACCUCGGCUCUCAAAUCUGCUUGGCUCACUUUACUGCAGACCCCUAUCUGGCCCUGGUCCUGGCCUGUCCCAUCCCUGUUUCCUGCUUCCAAAUCUGUCUGCCAGGAGUUCAGCUUGAGUGUCUUCUCAGUUCCCUCUUUAGGCCUUUGCAUUUUUAUGUGCCUCUCAUCCCACUGUUGUUUGGAAAUUAGGAGAGUGAGUUCUCAGAGUUCUGGGGACACUCUCAGAUGGUGGAAUGAUCUUGACCUCUCUGACUCUGUGCUCACCCUUCCCUCAUCCUGGCCAGCCUUCCACCAUUUGGUCAUAAGAAUACCUUUCUGAAGUUGAGACACAAGGAAGUCCCUUGUCUGAGCUAGAUGUGGGAGUGUGGCAGGAAAAGACAAGUCCUGUGGUCCCUGGGUCUCCUCAGGGGAAAGAGAUGCAAAGUCCUUCAGGGCAAGCCCGUGACUCCUGACUUAAGGGAUAAUUGGGAGUGGCUGUAGGGUUGGAUCCCAAGGCCCUAGCUAAUUACACCAGAGAAGAAAUUCAGGGAAGUUGCCCUUCUGGGGCUCAGGGAAGAGGCAGGCCCAGAGAGGGGGACCACAAAGGCUGUGGUUAAUACCUAAACAAAUAAGCCCUGCACUCAGGAGGCAGAGGCAGGUGGAUCUCUUGAGUUCCAGGCCAGACAAGGCUAUAUACAUAGUGAGACCCAGUCUCAAAAAACAAUCAAAGAGCCAGCUGGUGGUGGCUUACGCCUUUAAUCCCAGCACUUGGGAGGCAGACGCAGUUGUAUCUCUGUGAGUUUGAGGCUAGUCUGGUCUACAGAGCAAGUUCUAGGACAGCCAGGGCUACACAGAGAAACCCUGUCUCCAAAAACCAAAACCCAAACUAACAAAACAAAAACAAAGAAACCCGAGUGACUUCUUGGAGAUUAACCCUUUGAGUCCCAGGUAACUGCCCUGUCUUUCCAGGGCCCUGAAAUUGGAUUACUGGAGGGGAAAGGGCGAUCUUUGUUCAGGGGACCCUCCUGAGUUGGAGGAGUAUUCCCCAAAACAGCUAUUUUCUGCUUUUCAGAAUUCCAUGUUGGGGAAGGGAAGGUAGCCAAGUUUUUGUGUCUACUAUCCUGUCUUCCCAGCCCCAAUGCCUCAGUAGUUUUGCAACCACCAAAUCCUACAGCAGUUCAGCCUCUGGCUCUUCUAUUGACCCCCUCCUCCCCUGUUCUCAAAGUGGUCGCUAUUUCUACAGUCACCUCAGUUUCCUCUCCGCUAUUGCCAGACUUCCUUACCAUGCCCCAUAGCUCUGGACUCAGCAGACCCUCUCCUUACCAUGCCCCAUAGCUCUGGA
Peromyscus eremicus (cactus mouse) is the source of this 3346-nucleotide messenger RNA. RefSeq names its product leucine rich adaptor protein 1 (gene Lurap1). NCBI's taxonomy places the organism in Eukaryota, Metazoa, Chordata, Mammalia, Rodentia, Cricetidae. Gene Ontology annotation, biological process: positive regulation of cytokine production; positive regulation of canonical NF-kappaB signal transduction. The record is from RefSeq and is a predicted model, not a curated record. Bases 501 to 1220 code for a protein of 239 amino acids. The transcript is spliced from 2 exons.